UUAGCUACAACGCAGGGAUCAGCGCGUGCGAGAAGGGAGAGCAGUGGCAGCGGGCGCUGGGGUUGCUCCGUGAGAUGUGGGAGUCAAAGCUCGAGCCCGACGACUUCUACUCCAUAUGCUACAACGCUGGGAUCAGCGCGUGCGAGAAGGGCGGGCAGUGGCAACGGGCGCUGGGGCUGCUUCGCGAGAUGCGGGGGGCGAGGCUUGAUCCCGAUGGCAUCAGCUACAGCGCAGGGAUCAGCGCGUGCGAGAAAGUCAGCUACAACGCCGGCAUCAGCGCGUGCGAGAAGGGUGGGCAGUGGCAGCGUGCGCUGGCGCUGCUCAGUGAGAUGCGGAAGGUUAAGCUGGAACUCAACGUCAUCAGUUGCAGUGCCGGGAUAAGCGCGUGCGAGAAGGUCAUGCACUGGCAGUGGUCGCUGGCGCUGCUCCAUGAGAUGUGGGAGGCGAAGCUUGAGCCCAACAGCACCUUCACCUACAAUGCUGGGAUCAGCUCGUGCGAGAAGGGCGGUCAGUGGCAGCGGGCGCUAGGGCUGCUUCACGAAAUGUGGGAGGCGAAGCUGCGGCCCACCAUCAUAUCAGCUACAACGCUGGGAUCAGCGCGUGCGAGAAGGGCAAACAGUGGCAGCGGGCUGUGGUGCUGAUCAACGAGAUGCGAGAGGCGGAGCCCGAUUUCAUCAGCUACAGCUCAGGGAUAGAAGCGUGCGCAGCGGGGCAGCAAUGGCACUGGGGUUUCGCGCUGAUCAGCGAGAUGAGCGAGUCAAAACUCGAGCCCAACGUCCUCUCUGCUAUAAUCUGGGAUCUGCGCGUGCGAUGGAAGCAGGCAAGCGUUGCAGCUGGUGUCGUUGCUGGGCGAGUUGAGAGACGGUUUGAGGUCUCAGCGGAGUCUUCUCACACACAUUGUUGGACAACAUGCGACGCGAAGCCCCCACUGAAGUAGCAGCGGGCGUUGGUGUCACUCGGCGAGAUGUUGGAGGCGAAGUUUUAGUCCAGUGCCAUCAGCUUCGACGCUGUUUUUUUGUUCGACGCUGGGACCUGCGCGUCUGAGAAAGGAAAACAAUGGCAGCAAGGCUUGUCGCUGCUCAGCGAAUUCGGGAGACGAAGUUGGAUCCGCACGCAACAAGCUGCAGCCUUCCGAUCGGCGUUUUGCUGCGCAGAAGCGGUAUCGCAGACUAGGCCCAGAUCAGCACGGCCGAGGCAGACGAGCGGUCGCAGUCAGCGAAUCAUCUCGCUGCUCACCGAGAUGCGGGAUAUGCCGUUGCAGGCGAACGUCAUCAGCUACAGCGGUUCGAUCAUCACGCAGCGACAUCGCAGGCUACGCUCGGUUAGGGGACGCCGCAAGCCUAGGUACAAUCGAGAGGCUCUCGCUUCGAUGCUCUCUUCGUGCAUCCUUUGCCCCCGACCUCCCGCCCCCACCACGCUCGCCUUGGAG
Molecule: messenger RNA, 1429 nt
Organism: Prorocentrum cordatum
Lineage: Eukaryota; Dinophyceae; Prorocentrales; Prorocentraceae
Source: the annotation of a GenBank genome assembly